Messenger RNA from Lycium ferocissimum, 1621 nucleotides. RefSeq names its product probable purine permease 10. Gene Ontology annotation, cellular component: membrane. Gene Ontology annotation, molecular function: purine nucleoside transmembrane transporter activity. Lineage: Eukaryota; Viridiplantae; Streptophyta; Magnoliopsida; Solanales; Solanaceae. The transcript has 3 exons. Bases 178 to 1311 code for a protein of 377 amino acids. The record is from RefSeq and is a predicted model, not a curated record.
UGCAUACAUUAGGUAAGCAAAAUCUAGAAAAAGAAAUGUUCCUAGUAUACUUAUAAUACACUUUUGUCUUUUUGCUUCUGUAGCGGCUUCUUCAACUUUUAAGGCGUACGUUUCAAUGGAAGGAUCUCAUGAAAAGCUGCUGCACCUCACUUGGUUCACUGAAGGGUAAAAAAUUCAAUGGCAAAGGUUAUAAGCUUGAAUUUGAGAUUUCUGGUGGAAGUUGAAGAACCAGAAGCAAGAGAGUCACCUGAAAAUGCAGAAAACAGCAGCCUUCAAUCAAAUAAAUUUAUACUAUGGUUCCAAAUAUUUUUCACAUUCUUUACUCUAGCUGGCUUAGCAGCUGGAAUUCUCUUGGGCAGAGUAUACUAUGAACAAGGUGGCCAAAGUAGAUGGAUUGCUACAUUGGCACAAACUGCUGGCUUCCCAAUUCUUCUUCCUUUUAUUUGCUAUCCUUCAGCCAAAAAUCACAAUGAACAAGAAAUUAACAUUCACCAGCCUUCUAUAUUAAUUCGUGUUUCAGUUUACAUCUUCCUUGGUUUAUUUCAAGUAGCAAACUCUAUGUUAUAUACUGUUGGUGUACAGUACCUUCCAGCCUCUACUUAUUCCCUAAUUUCUGGUUCUCAAUUGGCGUUCAACGCGCUCACCUCAUUCCUCCUUAAUGGACAAAAAAUCACGCCAAUUAUACUGAACUCCGUCGUGCUUCUCUCCUUUUCAUCCUCUGCCAUUAUUUUCCAGAACGAAACGGGAGUUAGCGGAGAAAUAUCUCAGCAAUCUCUGUUAAUAGGAUUUGCAGCUACCACUUUCGGGUCUCUAGGCUACGCCUUGCAGUUCUCGUUAACAGAACUCGUGUUCCAAAAGGUCUUCAAAAGUGGCAGUUUCAAAGACGUCAUGAAAAUGUCGUUUUUUAUCUGUCUUUUCGUGACGAUUGCUUCUUUAACAGGCCUUUUCGCGAGUGGUAAUUGGAGGGAUUUGGAGAAGGAAAUGGGAGAAUACAGAACAGGGAAAUUGUCGUAUAUUAUAAAUUUGGUUUGUGCGGCCAUUUCUUGGCAGCUAUACGCCGUUGGAUCAAUUGGAUUGGUAUUCAAGGCUUCUUCUUUGUUUUCUAAUGUGAUCAUCAAUUUAGGAACUGCAGUUGUGCCUAUUUUUGCUAUGGUAUUCUUGAAAGAUAGGAUGAGUGCAUUGAAGGUCUUUGCACUCUUGUUGGGCUUAUGGGGAUAUGUAUCCUACAUCUAUCAACACUAUCUUGAUGAUAUAGAGGCAAAAGCAAAAGCAAGUGGAGUUAAAUCCUCAGCUGAGGAUGGUGAUUUUUAAGUGUCUCGCCUUUAGCUUUUAUUAGCUAGAUUGAUAUAUAGGUCAACAUGUAUAUAUAGCUUAUUAUUUGAUCAAGUAAAUUUGAAGAUUUCUGUGUUAGUUCAAUAUGUAAUGUUAUUAACAACUGCUGGAAUUAGUAAUUCCUAAAAGUAACUACUGUAUAUUGUGUGUUCUUUCAGAUGAAUGGAUCGGUAAAGUACAGUCUAAGCUAUUAGUCACUAAUUGUCAUCAGUGGUUGAAUGUGCACUGCUGUUUAUAUAUUUGGGAAUCUUUUAUUUCUUCAAUAUACUGUAUAUAUUCUUUCCUUUUC